CGAGUCUCCUGGGUCUAGUCCUGUCAUAAGCCCUGCUGGAUUUCAAUUUCUUCUCAUGGAUAGAAGUUCACAAGUCUGGUAUUUCAUGUUACAAUACUUAGAGACAGUUGAGGCACGUGGUAUGGACUUGGUUGAGUGUUUGUCUUUCUUAUUUCAAUUAAGUUUUUCAACUCCUGGAAAGGAUUACCCUACUGAUGGACUAACAGAAUGUCAGUUGAAAAUGCUGCAGCACCUGAGAGAGAUAGGUUUAGUUUUCCAGAGAAAGCGCACAUCAAAGAGGUAUUAUCCAACCAAAUUAGCUGUUGACUUUACAUUUUCAAGUUCAGAAAAAUCAAGUCAACUAAGUAAAACACAAGAUGGUUUUAUUGUUAUAGAAACAAAUUAUCGUGUCUAUGCAUAUACAGAUUCUUCCCUUCAAGUAGCUUUAGUAGGAUUGUUUUGUGAAAUAUUAUGCAGGUUUCCAAACUUAUGUGUGGCUGUCCUAACCAGAGAAAGUUGUCAUCAAGCUCUUUCUAGUGGCAUUUCAGCAGAGCAGAUUCUUCACUUUCUUCAAACACGAGCUCAUCCAGAAAUGCAAAAAAAGACUCCCAUUAUUCCACCCACAAUCAGUGAUCAAGUCAGACUCUGGGAGAUGGAGAGAAGCAGAAUGAAGUUUACUGAAGGAGUACUUUACAACCAGUUUUUAUCUCAAGAUGACUUUGACACGUUAAGAAAAUAUGCAGAGGAUCUUGGUGUGCUCAUUUGGGCAAACUCUUUGAAAAGGGUUGUCGUUGUCAGUCGCUCUGGACAUGAUGAUGUAAAACGGUUCUGGAAAAGACACAAGACCUAACUGAUUCAAAAUUAUGAAGGAAAAGAAAUUACCUCGAUGACAUUGUGACAGCAUAUCACUAAAAUAUUAUUAGAUUUAUUGACAUUAAAAAUCUUUGUUGUGCAAGUGU
This is a messenger RNA of Actinia tenebrosa (Australian red waratah sea anemone), 938 nucleotides long. RefSeq names its product general transcription factor IIH subunit 4. Gene Ontology annotation, molecular function: ATPase activator activity; double-stranded DNA binding. The record is from RefSeq and is a predicted model, not a curated record. Gene Ontology annotation, biological process: nucleotide-excision repair. NCBI's taxonomy places the organism in Eukaryota, Metazoa, Cnidaria, Anthozoa, Actiniaria, Actiniidae. Gene Ontology annotation, cellular component: transcription factor TFIIH holo complex; transcription factor TFIIH core complex.